Messenger RNA from Coffea arabica (coffee), 1667 nucleotides. RefSeq names its product vetispiradiene synthase 2-like. The record is from RefSeq and is a predicted model, not a curated record. NCBI's taxonomy places the organism in Eukaryota, Viridiplantae, Streptophyta, Magnoliopsida, Gentianales, Rubiaceae. Gene Ontology annotation, biological process: terpenoid biosynthetic process. Gene Ontology annotation, molecular function: terpene synthase activity; magnesium ion binding.
CUCUGAGCCUCAGCUAAUAGGGUAUUUUGGCUCUAUAAAUACGGACGCAUUUUUCUGGCUGAUCAUCAAGUUAGUCAUCGUUAGCAACAUAUACUUGAACAAAUUCAUUUCUUCCCUAGUUCCCCAACAACAUGGCCUCAACUGAAACUGCUCAUCACUUGUGCAAUGAGCAUGAGAUUGCCAGACCAUUAGCCUACUUCCCUGAAAAUAUUUGGUCUGAUCGCAUUGCUUCAUUUACUCUUGAUAAGCAGGAGCAUGAAAAGUAUGCCAAAGAGAUUGAACUGCUAAGGGAAGAAGUGAGAAGAAUGCUUUUGUCUACUGAAAAUAAUGUGAUAGAUCAACUAGAUUUGAUUGACAAAGUAGAACGACUUGGAAUCUCGUUUCAUUUUGACAACGAGAUUGAAGAGCAACUUCAGAAAAUAUUGGAUGAAUGUGCCAACUUUGAGAAGUAUCAGAAUUUUGAUUUAUCCACCGUAGCGCUUCAAUUUAGACUAUUAAGGCAACAUGGUUUCAAUAUCUCAUGUGGUGUGUUUCAGAAAUUUGUGGAUGCUGAUGGCAAAUUUAAGGACUCCCUCGGCAAGGACAAAAGGGGUCUCCUAAACCUAUAUGAAGCUGCUCAUGUGAGGACAUAUGGAGAUAGUAUUCUAGAAGAAGCCCAUACCUUCGCAACCACUAAUCUAAAAACAUGUGGAGCACAACUUGUUGAUUCUACUCUUGCAAAACAAGUGGAACAUGCCCUAAAGCAGCCAUUACAUAAAGGCGUCCCUAGACUUGAGAUUCGUCACUACAUUUCCAUCUAUGAGGAAGACGAAUGAAAUGACAAAUUGCUACCAAGGCUUGCCAAAAUGGAUUACCAUUGGUCGCAAAUGUUGCAUAAACAAGAACUCUGUGAGAUAUUAAGGUGGGAUGGCAGUGAAAUUGGUCAACUCCCGGAGUACAUGAAAACUUCCUUUAUGGCACUUCUCAAAUUCAAUGAGAAGCUUGGCGAAGAUUCAGCCUUAAAACAGAAAACCAAUGCAUUCAAUCUAUACGUGGAAGAAUGGAAAAAUUACAUGAGGGCAAGCCUCACACAGUCGAAGUGGUUUCUUACAAGAGAAUUACCAUCUUUUGCUGAGUACUUGAAGAUUGGUAUGGUCACAAGCACAUACUAUCUACUACCAGCAGCAGGCUUCUUGGUAAUGGAGAGUGCAACAGAUGAUGCUGUCAAGUGGUUGUUGAGUAAUCCUAAACUAAUUCUGGGUAUCACGAAACACCGGCGAAUGAUCAAUGAUGUCGGCACUUAUGAGUUUGAGAAAUUAAGGGGUGCCACAGCAAUUGAAAUUUACAUGAAAGAUUGCAAUGUAUCGGAGGAAGAGGCGAUGAAGAAGUUUGAAGACAUGGCUGAUGAUGCUUGGAAGGACAUGAAUGCUGAAUUCUUGAGGCCUACCGCCGUACCAAGAGAUGUUCUUCUGAUGGCUCUGAAUCUAGCAAGGAUUUGCGAAGUUAUUUACAAGAACCGUGGAGAUGGAUACACCAAACCCCGUGAGCUAGAAGCCCAUAUAAUCGCAAUGCUAAUAGAUUCGCUGUCUGUUUGAGUUCGGAAAAUGACAUGAUUCUGUGUUUGUUUGACUGGCGAUUAAGAAGAGUGUUCAUCCUUUGUUUGUUAUGUCACCCUUCCCUUCUGGCUC